This is a messenger RNA of Stegostoma tigrinum, 1188 nucleotides long. RefSeq lists its product as uncharacterized. Lineage: Eukaryota; Metazoa; Chordata; Chondrichthyes; Orectolobiformes; Stegostomatidae. The transcript is spliced from 12 exons. The record is from RefSeq and is a predicted model, not a curated record. The coding region runs from base 1 to 1188 and encodes 395 amino acids.
AUGGGCUGUAUUAUAAGUCUCCCAGAUCCACUUGUUGCAGAGGUCAGAAUGGAAUUUGUCGCUAACAACAGUUCAGAAUUUGAUGAUCACAAACAUUAUAUCUACAUGGAUCUGCGACAGCUGGAAUGGGAUGAAGCACAAAGCUACUGGAAACAAAAAAUUGCGAUGAGAGAUCGAUUCACUUCAUGGGCACCUGCAGAAGAAGGUGUUGACUUGAAAUACGCAAACGAAGGUACAACUGAUAACAAUCUGACCUGUGCACAAGAAGCACAUGAAAAGUCCAAGGUUAAAAAGACACUCAGAAAGCAUUCAGCAGCUGUUAAAUCUGGGACAAAGAUUGUGCCUCCUGCAACUUCUAAUUUGACAGAAAUUGCUGAGCCAUACAAAGAACAGGACGAACAGGCAAAAAACAAAGAAAGUCAAUCAGAUAGUGCUUAUCAGAAGAAUUGUUUUGAAGCAUGGAAAAGCUGUGCCCCAAAGUCAUUCAGGAACAGAAGAGCAGUGGUAAAAAGUGUUUGUGACCCUCAUGAGAAGCUUCCACUAAAAAAACAAUCAAGAAGAGAGACUGGAAGAUCAGUUCCCACCAAAUCAGGUCAACAUUGCAUUACAAGCACUUGCAAUGUUGAUUCACAGAACUCUUCAUCUUACAAGUUAUACCCCAUUAAUGCUCCACAGGAUCUAUUACAGUACAGAGUAGGCAGAAAGAGGUUUUCUACUGCACAGCCCCACAGCAACGAAAAUCAGGAACAAGGAGAGCUGCAAGAACAGUAUGCAAAUUGCAAUGCUGAACAAACAGAUAAGCUAAUUAAGGCAGCAAUAUGGGAGUCCAUUCAGAUUAAAGGAAAAUGUCUCAUGUCAACACUUGAUCAGGACAGUCUCCAACCUGUUGAGAUGGGGAAGUUGAGUUACUUCUCGCUGCAAUGUGGAGAGAAAGAAAAAAUUCCACCCGAUAUUGGCACAAAGCUAAUGGAUGAAAAUCAAAAGGUUACGUCUGCUGCAUUUGCUGACUGCAUAGAAAAUUCUAGAACCUCUGAAAAACAGAAUGAAGAAGUGAACAAAGAAAGCUUCAACCGGCCAGACAGUGCAUCGUCCUAUCAGGAGAAGUGUAUCGAAGCAUGGAAAUACAUCUUCCCAGAGACAUCAGAACGCAGAGUAAAAAGUACAAAAUCAGAAGUUUUAAAUGAAUAA